This is a messenger RNA of Cladocopium goreaui, 3771 nucleotides long. The record is from the annotation of a GenBank genome assembly. NCBI's taxonomy places the organism in Eukaryota, Dinophyceae, Suessiales, Symbiodiniaceae.
AUGCUGGCACUCGAAGAAUGGGCAGUUGGACGUUUCCAGCCAAUGGCGAUGUUCGCGCAGGUAGUCGCUGUAAGCGCUAGCGACUGCCAUGAGGUCAUUCAAAAGGCGCGUGAGGCCUGGGCGUUCUCAUUGAACGAAGCGUCCGGAAUCGGGACAAAAGAAUGGAUGGCUUGCUAUCAGCGACCGCUGUGCGUUGAAGGUGAGUUACUGCAUUUGCUCGAUCACCCAGAUCAGCCGAGUUUAGCUGGAGAAGCCGGGUUGGAGUGGCCUGAUCUUCGCCGCCAAAUGAUGGGCGAGUUCCAACAUGAUUGUUACAGGCGGGGGAAGACGCCAAAGCAGGAUGAGUCGCUGAGACGCCAAUUGAGCGAGUGCGUGGAAAAAUACUACCGGAACACUCACCUUCCAAUGCUGGAUCAAUGGCUAAGAAAUGUGGAACCCCUCCCGGAAGGCUAUCGAGAGUGGUUCAGGCGUCCGAGUCUUCUAUUCUUUUUGACCGUGGCGAUGCCGUGUUGGCUUGAAUUCCACCGGACUCCUUGGGCGAUGUUGUUGAAAGCACGUCAGGGCGAUUGGGAAGCAUUGCAGCAGUUGCUGUCAGUGGAUGGUCAGAUCAAAUAUGAUCCGUCGAUUCAUAGGACGCUCUUUCAAAUGGAGAAACGCGAGCCAGAGCGUUAUCGCGAGUUGCUUGCGGGUGUACCAACCGCGCGGCCUAAGCUAACUCUAAAGAAAGUCAAAUUUGCCUUGGGCGGUAUGCUAUCGAAAUGGUCAGACGAGCUCGAGCGUGCCUUGAAAGGUGAGUGGCUGCUGGAUUGCGUGCGGCAGACCGCGAAGCCUGGGCAAGAGCGGGCUAUCCGUGCAUGGGUGAAAGCAUGCAAGAGAAAACUAGACCGCGUGUCGUUAAAGUGCCGGCUUAACGCACAAGAUAUUCGCAAGCUGUUCAAUGCAGUCGCCAUCGACGCAGGGCUUGGGGGUGCGGAUCCAGAUUUCAAUGGUCAAUCAGACAGCAUCUACAAAAAGUUAAAGCGUAACGCCGACCUAUGGCCGGGGUUGCGAGAAACGGACAUUUUCCGCGAUGAAACCUGCGAACCGGUGUAUGAGCGCCGGAAGCGGGCAAAGCGGCCGCCUGAUCCUCGUCAGGGGCAUUUCUGGGGCAAUUCCUCCACAAGCAAGGCGAAGCCUGAUCGCGAUAAGGUGGCGUCGUCUGAUGCCGCGGACCGGAGCGAAGCGCCCCGGAGCGAGCACCGGACCGCGGCCCCGGAGGGCAACCCCUUAUUUCAAUCUAAGGGUAAUUGUUGUGAUGAGAAUGUAGAUGAGUUCCCCGAGGAAAAAGAACGGGUUGAUUCUGCAGAGGACCUAGGGUCGGUCGUCGAGCAAGUUUACAAGGUUCGGAAGUGUUCGUGUCGGAAGUGGUUUUGUGAAGGCUGUGGGCCACGCCAAGGCUACCAACUGCGAUUUAAGCUACUGAGUCGCCUAGAGUCGUUCCAGGACGUUUACGGCGUUACGCUGACCGUGGACGGUAGCCUCUUUGAAUCGCCCGAGGUCGCAUGGCUGUAUGUCAUGCAGAAUCGACUGCUCUCCCGAUUCGUGCGGGAUCUGAAUGAUCGAGGUCAUCUGCACAGCAAAGCAUAUUUCUGGGUAGUCGAGUUCCAAACAGACACCGAGCAGCCGCACUGGCAUAUGUUGCUCGAUGCUUCGCGAAUCCCCUACGGUGAGCUCGUUGAGAUCUGGGGACGGUUCCGCCCGUCGACGGCUCAGCCCCUUGCCGAAAAGAUCACAGCCAAGAACUACAAAGGCAAGGCUCCUGCAUUUGGAAGUAUUCGCUUUUCCCACUAUCCCAACAAAGCUAAUGCAGGCUUCUAUGCGACCAAGUACCUCGUCAAAUAUCCGCAUAAUGGAUAUCCCGAUUGGGUGCUCGACCGUGUGGGUCGCAUGCCGCGUUAUAACCACAGCAGGAACUUUUUCCCGAAGGUUUCCGGGCAUGAUCCCAUGUGCUUCUGUGUGGAGUGCCGUGGUGAUGAAGCGCCCGCAAAAAAGCCGAGCUCGUCGAAGGGGAAAGGAUGCCGUCGAUAUCGUCGUGAGCUAAAGACAAUCCGUGAACGCAUCGGCGAGUGCGGUAAUGCCUGCACGAUAGUUCGUGUCCCCCGCGUUGAAUUUGAAGACGGCACGAUAGUCGAUGGGCGUGCGAGGUUCGAUUCAAGCAUCGCUGUUCCAUUCCUGGAAGCAUGCGAGCAUCUGUGUAUUACUCCCGAGGAUGCCUGGGAGACGGGAUUUGACGCUGAUGAAGUUGCGGGGCUGCAACUCUAUGCUGCGAUGCGUAACAAGAUGAAGGAGGAGCGAGAAGGGUUUUCGCUAGAGGUCCAAGAAACAGCAUUGAAGGCAUACGCCGAACGCAACGGCGGAGAGAUCUACAAGCUCAUGCGUCUGGCCGAAACAGCCAGCAAGCGAGAAGAGCGUAAGGCAUUCCGCGAAUUGUUGAUCUAUGCUCGUGAGCACUCCAAACAAAUCGACGGAGUGUUGUUCUAUAAGGUAGAUCGAGCGGCGCGGAAUCUGUUCGAUUACGUCGAGCUAGAGCGGUUGGAAGAUGAGCACGGCGUGCCGGUUAUCUACGUAGCACAGCCCACUGAGAAUACGCCAGCUGGUCGUAUGCAACGCCGCAUCUUGGCCAAUAUGGCGACCUUCUACACUGAGCAACAAAGCCUGGACGUGAAGGAAGGGCUGGCAAGGCGUGUCGAAAACGGCUUGUUCGUUGGGAAAGCCCCUUACGGCUACCGGAAUGAACGCCAGGAUGGCCGAAGCCUGGUUGUGAUAGACGAGGGAGAAGCCCGCGUAGUGCGUAAGGCGUUUGAGCUGUACGCAUAUCACGGGCAUACGCUCGAUAGUCUGAGUCAGAAAUUAGAGGCAGACGGGGAAUACCUCGAUGGCGUGCAUCGCAUGGCUCGCAGCAAGCUACAUGUCAUCUUGCAGGAUCGUGCGUAUAUCGGAGAGGUGAAGUAUCGGGGGCAAUGGUAUCCCGGAACUCAUGACCCCCUAGUGGACCGAGAAACCUUUGAACGCGUGCAGGUUCUCUUGGGUGUGAAAACAUAUCAGGCACACAAAGCGGUGUUCGGCGCGGGAAUGAUACGGUGCGGUCAUUGCGGAAAGCCGAUCGUCGCAGAGAUCCGCCACAAGAAGACGCGUAAGGGCGUGAGUGAGUACCGCUAUUAUCGCUGUGCCAGGUACAACAAAGGCGAUCAUCCUCGAACCCGACUGAAAGAAGCCGAGCUAGAGUCGCAGGUUCUCGGCCUGUUGAAGUCGAUACGGAUUGAAGAUGAGAAAGUCCGAGACUGGUUCGGGCAGGUCUUGCGGGCGAAGACUAAGGUUUCUCAACGCCACAGCGACGAAGAACUUGCUCGACUGCAACGCGAACUGGCGAAGCUCAAGAAGCAAAAGGACGGUCUGUUGAAUUUGCGUCUGCUUGAAGAGAUCAACGCUGACACGUUCGCUGAGAAGCAAGCCGAGCUCAGAGAUCAGGAAGUGAAAUUGCAGACGAAGCUGGAAGGCGUCGGGCGUCAGCAAUCCGAGGGAGCUGAUCUAGCCGUGAAAGUGUUUGAACUUUCGCAAGCUCUGACAGAGAAAUGGUUUGCAGCCGAUAUCGCCGAGAAACGUGUGCUGCUGGAAAUCGUCUGUUUGAACUGGACCCUCGACGGCGUAACUCUAGUCCCUGAAAUAAGAAAGCCCUUCGACAUUCUCGUCAAAGGGCAAUUCGUCCAGUCAAGUCGGGGCGAUAGGAUUUGA